This is a messenger RNA of Copidosoma floridanum, 3416 nucleotides long. It is a transcript of the gene Ube4A, whose product is annotated as Ubiquitination factor E4A. Gene Ontology annotation, cellular component: ubiquitin ligase complex; nucleus; cytoplasm. Gene Ontology annotation, biological process: protein polyubiquitination; ERAD pathway; ubiquitin-dependent protein catabolic process. Gene Ontology annotation, molecular function: ubiquitin-ubiquitin ligase activity. NCBI's taxonomy places the organism in Eukaryota, Metazoa, Arthropoda, Insecta, Hymenoptera, Encyrtidae. The record is from RefSeq and is a predicted model, not a curated record.
AUGUCUAUGCUCGCUAUCUGACUUUCGUCAUUUGCACGCAAGGUCCUUUCUUCAAGUUCAAAAUAAAGUCGCCAUCUGUACUGUAGAAGAAAACGAUUUCUACAUUCCAAUAUUGUAUUGUUGACACCUACUUAUUUACAAGUUCAAUGGCCAGCAACUGAUUAUACUCGAAAAAAUUAAACAAGAUGUUCAACAACAAUAAUGGUAAUCCGUUUGCUGGUUUAUUUUCAACCAAUAGCCCCGAGAAGCCAUUUUCUUUACGAAAAAGUGAGUCGAUUAUCCAGCAGCCUGUUGGUAAAAAUGAAGAACAAAAUAUUAGUGAGGACAUUCUAACGGAGCACAAUUUCGCUUCUGAUUACAACCACAAUGAGGCAGAACUUGAUGAAAUGAUAGCUGAUGUCUUUGGAAUUAUCUUGCAUCGUAGCAAAACUACAAAAUUUUCCCAACAAUUAAUCUUCAUUGAUGAAAAAUGUUUGGAACCUGCCAUUUUUGAAAGGCUUUUAUUGACUAAACCAGAGUCCUUGUUAAUGUGUAAUAAGAGUUUUGAAGUCCAAGAUUUGGAUGAUCACGUCAUUGAAACCAAAAUUUUACCAUAUUUAUUUGAAAGUUAUUGUCGAUUACAAAGGUAUAGACUAAAUCAUGGUUUACUUGAAUCAGUGGAGAACGUUCGGAAAAUUAUUCUGCGUAAUGUAGGUACUGGCCUAGAAGAUCCAGAAAUUUUCAAAGAACAAGAGAUUCAUAAACAGCUCAUAGAAUUAUUUCAAAAUCGGGAAGUUGACUGUGAUAAAUUAUCAUUUUUUGUACAUGAGGUUGUGGAAGUCUUAUGUUCUGAGAAUGAAGGCUUUGACACAGAUGUUAUCCGGGAAGCGUUUUGUCCAAUUCUUGAUAUAAUUCACAAAGAAGCAUUAGAAAGUCAGCUUCUAAUUUUGCAGCCAUAUUGGUUUUUUGUGCUGCAAACCUUUGCUAAAUCUAUCCCCUUAGCUAAGCUGCUUAUAAGUCAUAGCAGUGUUUUUGAGGGUAGCGGUCAAGCUUAUGCUAACACAUUAUUAGGAAAUUUGUUGAGUAUCAGUUGCCUUCCCAAACUAGACAAUCAAUCAUUUCCUGUGUUUGUCAAACCGUUUCAACAGCAAAAUAAUGCAAUGGAUGGAAAUAUAUGGUCAGCAUUAAAUAUAUUAAAUGAUUCUUUGUAUAAAGUUUUCCGUGCUCUUCUCAAAUAUUCACGAGAAGUACGGCACUUGACUCUUCAAUGGAUAGCUAAUUGCUUACAUGCAAAUGAAAGUCGGGGAAAAUUAUGGAACAUUCAUAAUAAUGUUGACUCAACCAGUAUUUUGACGGUAUCAGAUGGAUUCAUGCUAAAUUUAGGAACUGUUUUGCUAAAGCUAUGUCAGCCAUUCUGUGAAAAUUUACAACCUGAUGACACCAGAAUAUUGAAAGUUGAUCCUACGUAUAGUGCUGCAACGGUGAACAGUGAACAGGACGGUCGUGAAAGAGGAUUGCACAUGCAAGGUAUGCAGGUUAAAACUUGUUUGAUUCCGACGCCAGAAGGAGAAACUCGCCCAGUGGCGACGACGUUCAGCUUCAUCACAGAGUGUUUUCACUUGACUCACUGUGUUCUUGACCUUGGAUAUCGCAUUAUUUUGGAUAAAAUGCUCAAGAUUAGUCAAGAUUUAGCAAGGAUUCAAAGGAUGUAUAGAGAAUCUCGACACAAUGAAACCACAGAAAUAAACGAAUUUAUUUCUCAAAGAUUAGAAAUAGAAAUGACAAAGUAUUUGUCAUACAGAGCAUGUUUGUUGAAUCCGGAGCUACUUACGUUGUUGGCUAAUUUUCAUGCAGCUAAUACUUACUGGAUAAUACAAGUAAACAUGGAUAUAAGAUCACUAGACAAUAAUCUGGAUUGUUAUGCUCCUACUGAAUUCAGACCGGUAAUAUUCCCUUGUACAAAAAUCGUUCCUAAAACAUUAAGAUGCAUUCCUGAAUUUAUAAUUGAAAACUCUAUCAGUUUCAUAAUUUUUCUUAAACGAUGGUGUCCUAAUGUUUUUGAAGAACAUGGUCUAAAAUUUCUUAAUCCUAUCUUAACAAUGGUAGCAGCUUUAAUGAAAUCUCCAUCCCGACUUUAUAAUCCGCAUCUACGAGCUCGUUUGGCAGAAGGGCUUGAGGCUCUUUUACCAAAUAAUGAGGUUGUGGAUCAGCAAUCUGUUCAAUCUCUUGGGACAUUCCACAGACAACAACUGUUUUUAACCCAUUCGCAUAAAGAAAUAAUUGUACCAAAUUUAUUAAAUAUCUUUGUAAGUAUUGAAAUGACAGGUCAAAGUGUUCAGUUUGAACAAAAAUUUAAUUAUCGUCGGCCAAUGUAUAUAGUGAUGGAAUAUUUGUGGAAAAUACCAGAACAUCGAAACAAUUUUAAAAAAUUGGCUAAAGAAGCAGAGGUUAAUAUGGAAGCUAUGAAGCCACCUCUUUUUCUAAGGUUUAUUAAUCUUUUGAUGAAUGAUGCAGUAUUUUUGCUUGAUGAUGCUCUUUCAAACAUGGUGCAAUUAAAACAAUUAAUAUCUGUAAGAAAUUCGGAUGAUUGGAAAAAGUUUUCUCCCCAAGAAAGGCAGCAACAGUCUCUUCAACUUGAACAUAUUGGCAUGAUAGCAAAGUUUGAUAAUAUUUUAGGCAGAAAAACAAUGGAGACUUUGAAGAUCCUGACAACAGAAAUAAAAUCAAUUUUUUGCCAUCAAACGAUGGUAGAUAGAAUAGCAUCAAUGUUAAAUUAUCUACUCUUACAAUUAGUUGGUCCAAAUAAAAAAAAUUUAAAGGUCAAGGAUCAAGAUGAAUAUGAAUUUAAACCAGCAGAAUUAGUUUUGAAUAUAUGUGAAAUAUAUAUUCAUUUGAGUAAGAAUGAUUGUUUUGCGCUUGCUGUAUCACAAGAUGGAAGGUCCUACAGCUCAGCAUUGUUCAAUAUAACUAGCGAUGUUUUAGUUCGAAUUGGAGGAGGCAGUAUUUUAGCUGAUCUUAAACUGUUUGCCAAAAGAGUUGAGAACGCUGCUUUACAAAAAAAAGAAGAGGAAGAGAGUCUAAAUGAUGCUCCAGAUGAAUUCUUGGAUCCUAUUAUGUCAACUUUAAUGCUUGAUCCAGUAAUUUUACCGUCAUCGAAGACUGUUGUUGAUCGUCGUACUAUAGCAAGACAUUUACUUAGUGAUCAGACUGAUCCAUUCAAUCGAUCUCCUUUGACCAUGGAUAUGGUCAGAUCAGAUGAAGAUCUUAAAAAAAGGAUAAAGGAGUGGAUAGAUCACAAAAAAAAGUAAUGUAGAGCUCUUAUACGUAAUUUUUAGCAUCAUGUAAUAUUCCUCAUAAUCAAGGACAUGAAAGUGAUCAUCGUUUUAAUAAGCUGUAUUGAUUUUUACAAAAUAAACAAAAAACUUGUCCAAUAAUAA